AUGAAAAAAUGGAAAAGCAUUCGGGACAAUUAUCUUAGGGAGUCUAAGAAGCAAAAAAAGCUUCCAUCUGGAUCUGGAUCUUCCAAACAUACGCCAUAUGUGUAUUACAGGAAAUUACAAUUUCUUGCGAAUUCUACAGCAUAUAACGACACAGAGAGCAAUUACCAAUCUUCUGGCACAACUGGUUCAGAUGUAGAUAAUAUUAUAGACAAUGCAGACUUGAUGCCAUUUCUUAAAGAUCAAAUGGAAGGCCCAAGGAAAAGACAGAAAAUAAAUGCUGUAGAUAAACAAAUAGUCGACAUUUUACAGAAAAGUUUAAAUGCAAGGGAACAAAAUGAAAUGGGGCGACUAACUAAAGAAGACGAUGAUAAACUAUUCUGUUUAUCAUUGUAUAGUGAAUUAAAAAAAGUGCCCGAAAAUCGACGCUUAACUACAAAGAUUAAAUUACUCAAUGUCAUUAAAGAAGCACAGAAUUAUCAUCAAUCAUUACCACUAGAAACUAAUCAUCAUACACAUAUUCUACACCGACAUAUUCUGGAUAUACUACUGCUAGACCUUCAACAACACAACAUUGGUCUACCACGCCGCCACCACCGCCGUCAUCAUGGUCACCGUCACGUUCAGCCUCCAGCCAAGAUUCAGACAACUUAG
Messenger RNA from Parnassius mnemosyne (clouded apollo), 651 nucleotides. The record is from the annotation of a GenBank genome assembly. Lineage: Eukaryota; Metazoa; Arthropoda; Insecta; Lepidoptera; Papilionidae.